UACUUUGAUUUGUGUUCAAAUACUCCUGUUCUUUUAAUACUAGGUGUUUAAUCUGCUAUUGUUUUUUUUUCUUUGGAAAUAAAUUAAGUAUUUUAAUAUUACAUUCAUAAUUUGUUUUAUCUGCUUCUGUUCUUUUAUUUGAAAAGGUGUAUUAGCUGUAUUUGUAAGUCAUUCUUUUUCUUGUCAAUUAACUUGUUUUUUUCUUGAGAAUACUUUGCAGGUUGUAUCGCUUCAGCCUUUCGUGAAGAUGCCUCGGAAAGGUAGGAGAUCCCGGGCUCAAAAAGUUCGUUGGACAAAGUUAGACCUGACAGAAAAGACAAGCAUCAGUAGAGGUGUUGCUCAGGUUUCUGAUGGACAGCAGUAUGAAGAUGGAGACAACACAUCUAGAGUUAUAUCCGUGCAGGCGUCUCACUGCCAGAGUGAUGCAAGGUAUGAUGUUUUCUCACGAAACACUCAGUGCACAUGUGUAGCGCUGACAUUCCUUGCGUACCACAGUGAGGGAACUUCGUUCGAACAGCCUGAUCUUGACAGGGUGCUAGAGCAAGGGGAUGCUUUGUAUGUUGGCAUUAAAAUGCAGCUUAUGGCUGAAGGAAGAUUCCGACAGGAUCUUCUAAGCAUGGCUGAAGUACCUGUGAGCAUCUCGACUUUUAACCACAACUACACCGUCCAAAAGUCAGAAGUGGUGAUGGGGUAUCUAAGAGACAGAGGAACUCAGGAAAUGGACGCGUGGUGGAUUCCUCUUGAUGAAAGACUUCAGUGUCUCUCAACAGAUGUCAGCCAUGCACUGCUUAUUGUUUCUCCAGAGUGCUUUGCUGUCUUCAGAGACAGAUCUGGAAGAUAUGGAUAUUUUGAUUCCCAUUCCAGAACUGCCGAAGGUUUUCCACAUCCUACCGGUGAUGGAACGGCAGUUAUGCUUACUUUCACCAACCUGCAUGACAUGAUCAACAGAUUACUUGAACUUUUUUGGAAUCGUGGUCCUCAAGCUUGCUAUGAAUUCAUGGCCGUUUCAUUUGAAAUGGAGCAACAGUCUGAGGAACCAUGCUCAUCAGCGGCAUGUGUCUCACCAUCUCAAGUAACCUCACCUCUGCCAAAAAUACAAACUGCUGACAUCAGAAUCCCUGAAAAUGUAGUUCAGAUAGAUGACAAAAACCAAAGUGUCAUAAAGGUUUUAAAAACAAACAAGCAGCGAAGAAGAAAGCAAAUACGUAAAAUGGCAAAACAGUGUGCAGGAACAGAGGACAAAACUUCACAUUUUGAAAUUCGAGAACGUAAAAGAAGAGUCUAUGAGAAAGAGAAGUAUGCCACCAGUUUGCAGUUUCGAAUUAAGAAAAGGAAGUUUAAUCAAGAUCCUUUUGUCAGAAACAAAAAGAGGGAGUACCUUGUCAGAAGGUACCACACUGAUGCUGUUUUCCAGAAGAAAAUGAAGGAAUACAUGGCCAGGAGGUACCACACUGAUGCUCCUCUCCACAAGAAAAAGAAGGAAUACAUCAUCAGGAGGUACCAUACUGAUGAUGUUUUCCAGAGGAAGAUGAAGAACUACAUGGUCAGAAGGUACAAGAUGGAUGAUCUUUUCCAAAAGAAAAUGAAGGACUACAUGGCCAGAAGAUACGCAGGUGAUUCAAAGUUUAGGUCACAUCACAUUCUACGUUGUACUUUCCAGAAGAAACAGAAGUGUCUUACUGAUCCUGGAUUCCACAUUCUUCACAAAUUGAGAUGUGCAUUAAGGAUCAAGAGAAAAUACAAGCCAUACAUUCGUUUCAGCCAGAAUACACCCAUUUCUGAUGCGACAAACCAGCCUGUAUCCAACAGCUUGAUUCAGAAGGCCAUAUCUGCAUUUCGGUGUCAAAGUCUGCACGGUCCAACUUACAUCUGCACAGUCUGUCACAGGACCCUUUUUCCAAAUCAGGUCAAGAUGUGUAAUAGAACACGAUACAUCAAAAAUGUUCAUAUUACAGCCUUUUGCUUAACCGGGAAAUAUGUUCAUGCUUGUGACAGUGCCUGCUCAGUUCCUUGUGCAGUUCCAGAUGAGCGAAGACAGGAGUGGAUCUGCCACACCUGUGACAGCCAUCUGAAGAGAGGAUCCAUGCCUUCUAUUGCAGCGGCAAACAGACUUGAAUUGCCACCCAUCCCUGCAGAACUGCUUGAGCUGAAUGUUCUUGAACGACAGCUUAUCGCCAAAAUUGUUCCUUUUGCAAAAAUAGUUGCAUUGCCAAAAGGACAGCAACGAUCGGUUUAUGGUGCUGUUGUGUGUGUGCCCUCUGAGGUGGAGAAAACAGUUAACUGUCUCCCAAGGCCUAACAGUGAGUCCCAGCUCCUACAGGUGAAGCUGAAAAGACACAUCAAGUUCAGAGGAUACCAACACUUCCAUACAGUGAAUAUGCACAAUGUGCUAGCAGCAUUAACAAAACUGAAAGCGAUGCAUUCAGAAUAUAGGGACAUCUUUAUAAGUGAUGCUGCCACAUUUGAAUUUCUCCCUAAUGAUGAGCUGCAUGACACAGAGGAGAAACAGGAAGUUGUUGUCUCUGAACAGGAUGAGCAGCAUGUCAGCACAGAAGAAAAGGAUGAGCUCAGGCCUGGCCUCACUCUGGACACAUGCAUGCAACCACUCGACAUUGGACAGGACUUGCUGUCGUACGGUGAGGGAAUCUUCAGCAUUGCGCCUGCUCAAGGGAAAAAGCCAGUCGGAUUUUUCAAGGUUCCCAAAUUGGAAGCCAUGGCCUUCCCCGUACAGUUUCCCACUGGACAGAACACAAUUGAUGAGGCACGACAAGUUGCAUUAUCACCAAGCAUGUAUUUCAAUGCUAGACUGUUCUGCGUUGAUACUCGUUUUGCCAAAGACCAGAGUUAUCUCUUCUUUGCGCAGUUUGUCACUGAAACGCACAUGGCUAGAAACAGCAUGUCUAUCCAGUUGCGAAAGGGCAAACCCGUUACAAAAGAUGGACGUAGAAUCUCCAACAAGCUUCUUCAGGAUGAUCUUGAGGUCGAAAGACUGGUCCACAGCCGUGACGCAACAAGGUUUAUGCAACCCCUGAGAGGCACUCCAUCUUAUUGGGAGAAAACGUUGAGAGAUCUACAGGCCAUGAUCAGGCAGUUAGGGAAUCCUACUUUUUUUUGCACAUUCAGUGCAGCCGAAAUGCGAUGGCCAGAAGUGAUAACGGCAAUCAAGGCUCAGCAAGGUGAAGAGGUCGUCUUUUCAGAGCUUGACUGGACGACGAAAUGUGAAAUCCUCCGAAGUAACCCCGUCACCGUCAUGCGGAUGUUUGAAAAACGAGUGGAUGCAUUAAUGAAUCAUCUGCUUUUGUCACCUGCUCAACCCAUCGGCGAAGUCGAGGAUUACUUUUAUCGCGUGGAGUUUCAAGCCAGAGGAAGCCCACACAUUCAUCUGCUGGCCUGGGUAAAAGGGGCACCUGAAUUUGAAAAUCAGUCCGACCAAGUAGUGUGUGACUUUAUUGACCGUUACAUAACCUGCCAGUUGCCGGACCCUACCACCGAUCCCGAGCUUCAUCAAAUUGUCACCGAAGUUCAGCUUCACAGCAAGAAGCACUCCAAAUCUUGCAAGAAAGGAAAUGUGUUGUGUAGAUAUGGGUUCCCUAAACUUCCCAUGUCAAGCACCACCAUCACCCGUCCACGACCACAACGUCCUGAGGAAGAUGAAAACGAAGAACAACACCACCAAGAGAGAAAGAAGAGAAGACAAGACGCUCCACAACGUCCUGAGGAAGAUGAAAAUGAAGACCAACACCAACAAGAGAGAAAGAAGAGGAGACAGGACGCUGCUCGAAAAGCAAUGAAAGAAGCCAGGACUAAACUCAAGCCAGUGUGGGACUUGCUGAACGAUCCCCAGGCCUCCUUUGACAACUUGUCAGACUUGCUGACCAAAUGUAAUCUGUCCAUGGAUGAUUACUGUAAAUACGCUGAGGCACUGUCCACUUCAAACGUGAUUUUGCUGAAGCGUGAUCCAAAGGAGGCUUGGGUGAAUGGAUACAACCCAGAUUUGCUGAGGGCAUGGAACGCCAACAUGGACAUACAGUUCGUUCUUGACUCUUUCAGCUGCAUCAUGUACAUGUUGUCCUACAUUUCCAAGCCAGAACACGAAAUGAAUGAUUACCUGAAGACCGUGAUCAAGGGUGUUCGGGAAACCAACGUAAACGAAGAGGACGAAAUGAAGCAGAUAAUGCAGGCCUACUCCAAACACCGGCAAGUGAGUGCUCAGGAGUCUGUGGCACGGACAUGCAGCUUACCAUUGAAGAAGUGUUCACGAAAUGUUGUGUUUAUACCGACGGAUGAUGAUGCCCUGAGGAUGAGUUUGCCCCGUAGUGUCCUACACAGCAAAGAUCCUGAUUCAGAGGAUGUCUGGAUGUCAGGUAUUAUAGAGAAAUACAGAGCAAGGCCUCGAACACUGGAGUUUGAAAAGAUGUGCCUUGCAGACUUUGUGUCUAAUUACCGUGUUGUGUAUGGUCGGCAAACUAAAGGAAAGAAUGUCCUCCCACUCCUCAACGAUAUGGGAUUCAUUCAGAAGAGAACUGUUGGUAAGGCUGCAAUUGUCAGGUAUGCUCGCUUUUCGGAGGAGAAGCAACCGGAGAAGUUUUGCGGAACAAUGGUAAAACUUUACGUGCCACAUCGUGUCAACGAACAGCUGAAACCUCAAGGGUUUCCAACGUAUCAGGAGUUUUACAAAAGGGGACUUGUAGAACUCCCGUCACACCCCAAUUUCCGAUUCCCUGUCCGUGGCUUAGUUAAAGCACAACAGAAGAAGUUUGAAAAGCACGGCAAAAAAGUGGACGAAGCAUAUGAACAGCUGCAGCGGGAAGGACCAUCUGAGAAUGCUUGGUGUGCUUUUGCCCCUGAAAUCGACGUUGAUCGGAUGGAGUGUAUUGCAGAACAACAAGACGUCCAUCCAGAAGAAAAUGAACAGGAUGAUGUUCCAGAAUACCAGAUUCGUCGUGAAGAUGGAGACGGAGUCGUACCACAGAUUGAGGCACCACAGAUGACUAAUGAAUAUCUGAGGAAGAUGUUUAGGAGUCUAAAUGAGACGCAGGCAGCAAUUUUUUACACUGUCCGCCAGUGGUGUCAAAAGCGUGUGUGGGGUCACAAUCCAGAGCAGUUUUUUUACUUUUUGUCAGGCGGUGCAGGUUGUGGGAAAUCGCACGUCAUCAAGUGCAUACACUCGGAAGCAACUAAGAUUCUGCGACAACUCCCUCGACUCCGGGAAGAAGGGGAUCUCUCCGUGCCCACGGUGUUGUUGUCUGCGUUUACUGGAACUGCAGCAUUCAACAUCUCUGGAAAAACGCUGCAUUCCCUUUUAAAACUGCCAAGGAGUCUGAAGCCACCUUAUCAAGGACUUGGGAACGCCCUUGAUGAAGUGAGAGCAGGAUUACGCGACGUGGAGAUUCUUAUCAUCGACGAAAUAUCCAUGGUUUCAAAGGAUCUGUUCACAUACGUAAACUGGAGAUUUCAGCAGAUCAAAGGCAACAAGAAACCUUUUGGAGGAAUAUCUUGCCUCGUCGUAGGGGAUUAUUAUCAACUGCCACCGCUUGGUAAAGCCAAACCGCUCUGUGUGUAUGAAGAGGAUAUGCUGGACUUCUGGAAGGACCAUUUUCAAAUCAUCACACUCACAGAGAUCAUGCGGCAGAAAGAAGACCUCGCUUUCGCUGAACUGUUGAACAGACUACGAGUGAGGCAGAAGACAGAAGCUCUCAGGGAAGAUGAUCGAGCUUUGUUAUUCCAGGCUGUGAAGAAGCCAGAAGACUGUCCACGUGAUGCUCUACACAUAUUCGCCACUAACAAAGAGGUUGACAAGUACAAUACCGAGAUUGUACAGGCCCUCUUCGCUGACAUCAUAACAAUUGAUGCCGAAGACUACAGGAAAGACCCAAGAACAGGAAGGAUGAAGCGAUUAAACAAACCUGUCACUGGAAAAAAGGACGACUUGCUGGACACAAUGCAAGUUGCAGUGGGAGUUCGUGUGAUGGUAACCAGGAACCUGGACGUAGAAGAUGGAAUUGUCAAUGGAUGUUUUGGCACGAUUGCAAACAUCGUCACCAAAACAAAAGAUGGAAUCGACACCGUACAAAUGUUAGGACUUCAACUUGACAAUCCGAACGCCGGUCAGAAACACCGUAAAAAGGUACGAGGUGAAGAAGACGUCUUGGUUUACAUUGAGAGAUCUGAAGAAAGUCUGAGGAAAGGAGCCGUUCGUCGACAGUAUCCCAUUAAGCUAGCUUACGCCUGCACAGCCCACAAAGUUCAAGGCAUGACAAUGCACUCUGCAGUAGUGUCAUUGAAGAAGAUUUUUGAGCCGGGAAUGGCCUACGUUGCCCUCAGCAGAACGACAUCUCUACAAGGAUUACACAUCACGGAUUUCGACGACAAGAAGAUAUAUGCUGAUCCUGAAAUCACAACCUCUUUGCAAAGCAUGAGAAGAGCAAGAGUUGAAGAAAUCAUGCCACUUCUGCAGCAUGUGUGGGACAAUAGGCAGGAACAGACACUCACCAUCAUCCAUCACAACACGGAAGGACUGGCAUCUCACAUGGAGGAUAUCAGAUGCCAUCAUGAGCUAAAACUCGCCGAUGUUCUGUGUUUAACAGAAACACACCUGACUGGAUCAUCUACUUCAGAUCUCCAAUUGGAAGGAUACAACUUGUUCACACGCAACAGGCAUGUCUCCUACUCCACACAUCAAGAACUUGGAAGGAAAAAUGGAGGUGGAGUAGCAAUAUAUUGCAAGGAGCACAUUCCAACUCAGCCCAGGCAAUAUAUACAAAAUGUGACUGAUCUGGAGUUUGCUGUGAUCAAAUUGGAUUCCCCAAUAAAAGCAGCAGUCGUAGCUGUGUAUAGGCCACCACAGUACAGUGUUGGAGAUUUCUUGACCAACCUGAAGAGUAUGCUGGAUUACCUGGACCUCACACACAACGAUCUCGUCAUCAUCUGUGGAGAUUUCAACGAGGACCUCCUACACCCUGGAAAAAAACCUAUUCUGGAGUUGUUUCAAUCUCGAGGAUACACGCAACUGAUUACAUCAGCGACGACGGAAAAGCACACACUACUUGACCACAUCUACAUUUCAAAUCCGGACUUCUGUCAUCAAUCGGGCGUGUUAGAGACCUACCACAGUUACCACAAUCCUGUGUACUGU
This is a messenger RNA of Carassius auratus (goldfish), 7135 nucleotides long. RefSeq lists its product as uncharacterized. The record is from RefSeq and is a predicted model, not a curated record. Gene Ontology annotation, biological process: telomere maintenance; DNA repair. Lineage: Eukaryota; Metazoa; Chordata; Actinopteri; Cypriniformes; Cyprinidae. The annotation marks the transcript as partial. Gene Ontology annotation, molecular function: DNA helicase activity. The transcript is spliced from 2 exons.